This is a messenger RNA of Sciurus carolinensis (gray squirrel), 6253 nucleotides long. RefSeq names its product zinc finger protein 501-like. Bases 563 to 2461 code for a protein of 632 amino acids. Lineage: Eukaryota; Metazoa; Chordata; Mammalia; Rodentia; Sciuridae. The transcript is spliced from 10 exons. The record is from RefSeq and is a predicted model, not a curated record. Gene Ontology annotation, cellular component: nucleus. Gene Ontology annotation, molecular function: DNA-binding transcription factor activity, RNA polymerase II-specific; RNA polymerase II cis-regulatory region sequence-specific DNA binding. Gene Ontology annotation, biological process: central nervous system development; regulation of immune system process; negative regulation of transcription by RNA polymerase II.
CGGGUUCUAACCUCAGCUUUGGCCUCUGGACUUCUUUCUGCCUCCAGUCCCUUUGAUGAGCCCACCCGGUAGCCCCCCGACACGAGAGGAAAGUAAUUUCUCCGGCCGAAGAGGUCUUACGUGCUGUCUGCCCGGAAGCGGAAGUGACGUCAGUGGUCCACCGCCUCCUUUCUGGCCCGGUUCGCCCGAGACCUCACGACUUGGUGGUCUUAGGUCUCAGCCUGGCUUUGAGGGAAUAGAAUUUCCGGCACUGGAGUCACGUUGAUCCAGACCCUGCGUGCUCCUCCGGGGACCCGGCGAUUCCUGCGUGUCCGGGUACUGGGGGUUGAACCCAGGGGUCUUGCAAAGUUGCUGAGGCUGGUCUCCAAUGUACCUUCCUCCUGAGUCAGCAGGAGGAUUACAGAACUUCGGAUCUUUAAGGACAGGACAUUUUCUGUGUACUCCUGCUCUGGUUAUGCCUACUACAGAAACAGGACUUCCUAAUUAUUUGGUGAAAGAAUGAAAGAGUAAGCCAGACCUGAGAUAAACUUCCAGUAGCCACAGUAAACAAAGUAGAACAGGAAUGGAGAUUGCUUCUGUCCACUUAGAUUCAUACGCUGCCCUAAAGUGGUCUUGGCAUCAGGGAAGGGAGCAUUCAGGCACAUUUCACCAUCAGCAUCCCAGGAUGGCAGCCAUUGAUUUGCCCCAUGGCCUUCUUUCCAGGGAACCCAUCUACUUUUAUGAAGAAAAGACAAAAGUAGAAAGGAUGGUGACUGACUACCAGGCAAAUUAUUACCAGGAUUCAGUGACCUUUGAUGAUGUGGCUGUGGAGUUCACCCUAGAGGAGUGGACUUUACUGGACACAACUCAGAGAAACCUAUACAAAGAUGUGAUGCUGGAGAACUUUGAGAACCUGACCUCAGUAGGAUUUCAGUUCUUCAUACCUAGUUUGAUCUCCUGGUUAAAAGAAGAAGAGUUGAGGACAAUGGAAAGUGAAGUUCUUCAACCUUCGGAAUUGGAACUCCAACCUAGCACUCAAGGGUCAGAGCUUCAGAAUGACUUUUUGACACAAACUUCCAUUGGGAUACAAACGCAGGCAAGCCUCAAUGAUGGAGGGAAACUGUGUGACUAUAAGCCAUGUGGAGAAGUACCCUUUGAACAGUCAUGCCUUAUGACAGAUGUGAGAAUGCCAAAUCAAGGAUACAUUUCUGAGGGUAAUGGGUAUGGAGAAAACAUCCUUACUCUACAUAAGCAAACCUCUACUGAACAGAACCUUUCUGAGUUGAAUCAGUGUGAACAAGUCUUCAGCCUGACUCCAGAUAUGAUGUACCAGGGAACCAGCAUGACAGAGAAACCUUUUGAAUACAGAGACAGUGGGGAAGCCUUCUUUAAUCAGUCAUACCUUCAGGCAAAUAUGAGAACUCACAAUGGAGGAAAUCCGUAUGAAUGGGAGAAAUAUGGGAAUGAACCUAUUCAUGCCACAGACCUUGAUGUACAUCUUCAAAUUCUCAAUGCAACAAAACCCUACAAAUGGGAGGAAUGUGGAAAUGGCUUUCAGUGUUUUGUAUGCCUUAAUAAUCCCAUGGGAACUCACACUGGAAAUAAACUCUGUGAAUGCAAGGAAUGUUGGAGAGCCUUUGCAGUUUCCUCACACCUAACUCAGUAUGUAACAAUUCAUACAGGAGAGAAAUCCAAAAAAUGUGAGCAAUGUGGGAAGUGCUUCAAUACUUUUUCUCAACUUUCUGCACAUAUAAAAACCCAUAAUGGAGAAAAGGCCUUCCAAUGUAGGGAGUGUGGCAAGUGCUUUAAAAAUAAUGCAUACCUUAAUGAUCACAGUAGAAUUCACACUGGAAGAAAAUCAUAUAAAUGUGUGGAAUGUGGGAAAGCCUUUCUUCGGUGGUCAGGCCUGACUGAACACAUACGAGUUCACACUGGAGAGAAACCUUAUGAAUGUAAGGAAUGUGGGAAAACCUUCUCUAGAUCUACUCAGCUUACUGAACAUAUAAGAACACACACUGGAAUCAAACCCUAUGUAUGUAAGGAAUGUGGGAAAGCCUUCACUCAGUAUUCAGCCCUUGCUACGCAUGUACGAAUUCACAGUGGAGAGAAGCCCUAUGCAUGUAAGGAAUGUGGGAAAGCCUUCACUAGGACUUCAGGCUUGAUUCAUCACGUAAGAACUCACACUGGAGAGAAGCCUUUUGAAUGUGUUCAGUGUGGGAAAUCCUUCAUUACUUCCUCUCAUCGUACUAAACAUUUGAAAAUUCACAGUGGAGAAAAGCCCUUUGUGUGUGACAUAUGCGAGAAAGCUUUUAUAUAUUCUACAUCCCUUAACAUUCACAUGCGAACCCAUACUGGAGAGAAACCCUACAUAUGUAAGCAAUGUGGGAAAGCAUUUGCUGUUUCCUCACGCCUAAACAAACAUGCAAAAAUUCACACUGGGAAGAAGGCCUAUGAAUGUAAAGGUAUGGGUGUUACUAUUUAGCCCAUCUGUUGCGACCUUUAAAGUUGACAGUGACACCAAAGAUCAUCAGAUUAGUCUUAAUUGCCUUGUAUGGGUUGUAAUGGCUCAGAUUAUCCUUAGAUGCCAUCGUGAUUGAAAUAAGAUAUGUUGAUCCCUGGAACUUUUUUCUAUUUUAGUAAUGUUUGGGAUCAACCACAGGGUUGAUGUACCACUGAGCUACAUCCCUGGCCCCUUCCCUGUUGCCCAUUCACAGAUACCCAAGUCUGAGCACUUGUGGAUCUUAGGUGAGGUCAGUAUUGCAGGUUGGCCUCAUUCUGGUGCUUGGACUCAGUGAUUGUAGCAUUAAUACAUGCUAUAUGAGAUAAAUGAAGAUUUGGUUCUAUCCCUUGUUGGUUAGUGACUGCCAGUGUGGCUUAUUCAUGUGAUAAUUCACCAGAAGCCAAGAUGAUAUAGGACACAAGUGGAUUGUUAAAAGACACUCCUCCAGGCAUCUCCUCUGACCCCAGUGAUCUCACUGAGCAUGCCAAGAAGGAAACCAUCUUUACCUGUUUUUAAUGGCUAGUCCAUAUUUGUAACUGAUUAUUCCUAUGUCCCCUUAUAAAAUCUAAGAAAUUCGCUAUCUUGCCUGCUGGGGUCUUUAUAGAUCUAAACAGCAGUGUCUUUGCUAGUAUAAUCUUUAAUUUCUAUUCCUUAGUUUGUUUUUUUGUGUGUUUGUUUGUGUGUUUCUCCAGUACUGGGGAUAAAUCUAGGGCCUUGCCAUGCUAGGCAAGCACUCUCACUGAAUUACAUCCUCAGUCCUUAAAAAAAAAAAAAAAAAAAAAAAAAAAAAUUCCUUUUAAGACAGGGUCUCACUAAAUUGCCCAGAUUGGCCUAGAACUUAUGAUCCUCCUGCCUCAGCAUCCAGAGAGGUUGAAACUGCAGGCAUGGCCACCAUGUCCGGCCAACCCACGAUCUCCUUAUUGAAUAGUUACUCAACCACAUUUUUAGUAUAAGCUUUCUCAGUUUUUGUAGUAUUUUUAGGCUUAAAGUUUUCCAAAUCUCCCAAGCUGUGGUUCCUUUUUGCUUAAUAUUUUUUCUUUAAUUCAGUUAUCAUUUUUUGUUUGUUUUGUUUUUGGUUUUGUACUGGGAAUUGGACCCAGAGGGGCUUUACCACUGUGCCACAUCCCCAGCCCUUUUUAUUUUUUUGAAACAGGGUCUUGCUGAGUUGCUUAGGGCCUCACUAAGUUGCUGAGGCUGGCCUUGAACUUGGCAAUUCUUGUCUCAACCUCCUGCAUUGCUGGAAUUACAGACAUGCACCACACUGCCCAGCUCAGCUCUUGCAUUUAAUAAGAGGAGUCAGGAGGAACCAAGUUGCUCCUUCAACAUUUUAAUUACAGUUCUGACUUUCAGUUGUAUUACUAGAAUUCAGUUCUGCCAAGUUCUUUACCUCUGCCUUUCAAGGAUUGCAUUUUCUCCAUUUUCUAAUAAUAUGCUCUUCAUUGCCAAGUGACACCUCACCAGAAUAUCCUUUCAUGUCCUUUUUUUCUAGCAUGUACUUUAAAAAUUUUUCAGCCUCUACACAUUACUCAGUUUCAAAGCUGCUUGCACAUUUUUAGGUACUUUUUACUGCAAACUCCACUUCUUAGUUCCAAAAUCUAUCAUAUUCAGCUUAGGCCACCAUCACAAAAUACCUUCGACCAAGUGGCUUAAACAGUGGUUCUGUUUUGAAUCUAUAAACUGAAAAGAUACAGAAAUUUAUUGUCUCACAUUUCUGAAGGCUGAAAGUCAGAUCAAGAGUACCAGCAUAGUCAACUUCCGGUGAGGCCUGUGUUCCUGGCAUGCAUUUGCCAAGCUCUUCAUUGUGUCUUCACAUGAUGGAGACUAAGAACAAGGUCUCCUCUUUCUCCUCUGAUGAAAUCAUAGCCCUAUCGGAUUUGUUCUCCACUCUUGACCUCACUUAAUCAUUCAGUGAAUACCUAAAGGCCCCACUUUAAAAGUCACAUUGGGGUUUAAAAUCAACAUGAAUUUUGGGAAUCACCACUUUAGGGCACUUAAACACAUAAAUUCUUUUGGUUUUCCAUCAAGCAGUCAUAUCUGUAGAGAAUGACUAUUAUUUUUCUACUUCAAUUGUUAUAAUAAUUUUUUUUUAAGGAGUAUGAUUGACGGCACAAUAUUUACCAAAAGUAGUAAAAGCAGCGUGUUUUUCUUCAAAGUUCUAAUGAGAUGCUCUCCAUUUUAUUGACUUGUUUGCUGUAGGUUUUUACUUAUUACCCAGUCCAUGUGUAAAGAUUUCCCAAUAUUCCAUAGUUUGUGAGGCUGCAUUCCUCUUGGAAUUGCCUUCCCUGCAUCCUGUGAUCAUGUUCGUUCACUGGUAAGACUCAAGUACUUAGAACUCCAAUUGGCCCGUGAUGACUAAUAAAUACUUGAAUGAGUGAAUGAAUGAAAGGACUCGCAAAUGUGGUCAUUUAUUGAUUUUUAUAAUUUAUUGAUUUAAUUUUUUUUUUUCAUGUCUGACCAAGUUGCUCAAGGCCUCUCUGAAUUACUAGGUUGAGCCUCGACUUAUAAUCCUCCUGCCUCAGCCUCCCAAGUCUCUGGGAUUAUAGGCGUGAGGCGCCAUGCCUGGCUAUUGAUUUUUUUAAUCUUAAAAUUUAAAAAAUGUUUUGGUGAUCAAACCCAGGGCCUCACACAUGCUAGGGAAGCAGUCUACCACUGAUAUACCUCUAGUCCAGCUAGUGUUAACCUUGUGUUCUUAGAUUCACUCAACUUGGACAUAAUGGAUCAUCUUUAAGGUAACUUGCAUUUACUAAUGUUAUAAAAUCUCACAAAUAUAUGUUUAAAUAACAGUGGCAUGUAAUUGUUCUGUAAUAAAAAGUGGGGCAUGUGCUUAGCAUGUGCAAGGCCCUGGUUCAAUCCCAAGUGCUACCAAAAUAAUAAUUCAAGAAAGACUUGAAUGAUAUUUAUAUGUAGAUUAUGACGGUAUCAUACAUUGCAUUGGGGAAUAUUGCCAUGUUUUCUAAAUUCUUAACCUGUUGACUUAUUCAGAUCUAGAGUAGUUCUCACUGUUUUAGGUACCCAUUUUUUACAAUGAUUUUAAGGUAUUUGCUCAAUUUCUUUUGUGGUUAUAGGACAACUAGGGUUUCCAAUUCCGUCUUAUACAUUGUGAGUUAAAAUCUUCUAGGCAUGUUUUCAUUUUUACUUGUGCAGCAAAAAUUUUCUUUUUUUCCUUAUAUUUUUAAUGUUUGGUUGGAUAAUUAAAUUUACUUUAGGUCUCUUGCAUUCUGGAAUGAUUUCUUUGGCAUUUUUAAUCUUGGCAAAAAUAUUUAGUUUUGUGAUUUUCAGAUAUUUGUUUUGAAAAAUCUAAAUUUUCUCAUGUUUUCUAUUCUUUUAGAUAUUUAUAUGGAUAUAUCAGCUUGAUUUUCUUUUCUUUCUUAGUCUCUCUGACUCUUUGUAUAUAUUUUGUUGUUUUUUGGUGCUGGGAAUCAAACCUAGGGCCUCAUGCAUGCUAAUCACGUGCUCUACCUCUGAGCUACAGCCCAGCCCCAGAGGUGUCUUUUUAUACAUACUUUAGUAGCUGGAGUUUAAAAAAAAUUGAAUACUUGAAAAAUCCCUACUAACAAUACUUUUCUUUUUUCUCAAACAUUUAGUCCAUUAUGUAUGAUAUAAUUAGUAAUAAAUUUGGAGUAAUUUCUAGCUUCUUGUUUUUUCUGUUUGUCCUUGUGCUCAUCUGUAUUUGUAUUGGUAUUUUUCAUUGAGAUGAUUCUACUCUUGGUGUUUUAAAUUUGGGUACUCCAUUACUUUUUAGUUGCUAUCUAAACCAUUAAAUUCAUUAAAAAU